Colletotrichum phormii is the source of this 792-nucleotide messenger RNA. RefSeq lists its product as uncharacterized. Lineage: Eukaryota; Fungi; Ascomycota; Sordariomycetes; Glomerellales; Glomerellaceae. Bases 205 to 588 code for a protein of 127 amino acids. The transcript has 3 exons. The record is from RefSeq and is a predicted model, not a curated record.
GUUUCCCGUAAUCCAUAAUUCUGGGAUAUCGAACGAACCCGUCCACCGCCUGUUUCUCAACAAACCCCCGCCUUUCAACGCAGCCCACCACCCCGCCGGCGCUCACGGAAGAGAAACAAUUGCACUGGCUAUUUUUCCGUUUGUUUCCCUAUUCCCCGUUCCCAUACGACCGACCUACACGGCUAGAUUACCACCCCCCCAGCCAUGCCUCCCACGAAGCUCCCGGAAUCCGGCAACGCGCUGGUCUUUUUCGACAUCACGCUUGGUGGUAUGUAUCAAUCCAUUCGCCAUCGGGGCUCAACUUUUCCUCAUGUCUUGGCCGGGUGCUUCGGGGAACGGAACCUCUGGACUGGUACACAUCGUCCUGGGCCCCUUGAAGUCUUGGGGGCCACGAAGCUAUUCGCAGGUCUGGUGCACGUGUGCAUAUGCCGAGAGAGACGGGUCUUCGCAAGGUUCCGCCUUACAGGCUGGGCACUCUCGUCCACGAACGAGCUGGGUUGUCUUCGUCCAGAGGUGUCCGGGGUCUUGGAACUGUCUCCUAGGCCACAGAGAUGCUACCGUCGGCGGUCGAACAUGACGGCUCAGUAAUCCCGGCUCCGAGGCUGCGAACUUCUGGCGUGCUUCGGCUCUCCGGUGUGACCAUCUCUCGGUCUGCGAUUUUGCCCGGCUCCUUUUCCAAAGCCCCAAAGUGAGCCUCUCGGCCGCAUCACAUUCGAGCUCUUUAAGGAUGUCGUCCCCAAGACGGCCGAGAACUUUCGCCAGUUCUGCACCGGCGAGUCCAAGGAUGCCCGA